This is a messenger RNA of Danaus chrysippus (African queen), 852 nucleotides long. The record is from the annotation of a GenBank genome assembly. Lineage: Eukaryota; Metazoa; Arthropoda; Insecta; Lepidoptera; Nymphalidae.
AUGUUAAAUCGUUGUACAUUAGAAAGAAAAAUUAUAAUUUAUCAGAGGACACCUUCACGCCGCGGGUACCGAGUCGCGGCUACAUUAUUAUUCCUUUUACCAAGCUCGAGGGAAAUUCCGGAGACGACUAGUGUUCCUGUGAUCGAAGGGAGCGCUCAGCAGCGGGACGAGCCGCUCGCUUCGGACAAGGACCUGUUCAUCGAUGAUGACGGUUCGGGCCUAGAGAUAGACGAGAGCUCCGGCUCCGGCUGGGGGCCCGGCCCUGGACCCGACGACGAAGACGGCCGCGGCUCAGGUGACGCCCCCCACCAAGGGGCCCCCGAAGAUGACGAGGACUUCGACCCGAAGAGAAUCACCACAACCCUACCGCCGGUCUCACAGACCGAGCAUACACACACAGACAGUCCCAUCCCAGUAGACGCAUUCGAUGUAGUCGGUCCGCGUGUAUUAUCCAAGCCUUCGGAAGGCGCUCCAGAUAUACGCCCUGAGGAGCCCCAACGACCCGAUCAAACCGACAUCAGCAUAUCUGGUGACGAUAUCAACCCGAAUAUUGACCAAGAUCAAUCGAGUUCAAACGUGGAGCCGGAGUCCCGUCCUUCUGACAACAGCGUCUUCAUCAUGAACGCCAAGCCUGAAGACCGCGCCACCAGCUUCUUCGCACAACCUGGCAUACUUGCCGCUGUGAUCGGAGGGGCGGUAGUUGGCCUGUUAUGUGCCAUACUAGUGGUCAUGUUCAUCGUGUACAGAAUGCGGAAGAAGGACGAGGGUUCGUACGCAUUGGACGAACCGAAGCGAAGCCCGGCCGCAGCUUCCUACGGUAAAGGCCACAAUAAUCGGGAGUUCUACGCGUGA